This is a messenger RNA of Pieris napi, 529 nucleotides long. RefSeq names its product flexible cuticle protein 12-like. Gene Ontology annotation, molecular function: structural constituent of chitin-based larval cuticle. Gene Ontology annotation, cellular component: chitin-based extracellular matrix. The coding region runs from base 126 to 494 and encodes 122 amino acids. Lineage: Eukaryota; Metazoa; Arthropoda; Insecta; Lepidoptera; Pieridae. The transcript is spliced from 3 exons. The record is from RefSeq and is a predicted model, not a curated record.
UUAUUUAUAAAAAACAUAAGGUGACUGGAUUUGGACGUUAUAAAUAUCAAGUUUUGAUACAAAAGGAGGUGAAUCAAUAAAAUUGUUUUAUAUUCUUCGAAAGAGUCAACGCGUGAUCACCGAAGAUGAGACAAAUAAUUGUUCUGGCCGUCGUCAUCGCUGUAGUAGCAGGAGCUGCCGUCCCAUCUGGACAGGACUACUAUUCCCCUGGCCAAGCACAGAUUUUACGCUAUGAUGUAGAUAACAUUGGACUCGGAAACUACAAAUACGCUUAUGAACAAACAGACGGCACAAGACAAGAGCAACAAGGAGCUAUCACAAACGAAGGGCGUGAGGAUGAAGCCAUAGCGGUCUCAGGUUCUUAUUCGUGGGUGGCACCAAAUGGCGUUAGGUAUACUGUGACAUACACCUCUGGUGUCGAUGGUUACAACCCAACUUUGGAGGAAGGUCCCGGUGGAGUUCCAAAUGUCGCUUUGAUUUCAGCUCUCGGUUAAUUAUGCGUACUUGUAAUAAAUAUUUGUUAGUUUAA